AUGGAUGUCUGCAGCCUGGCACUGGGACUGUGGCUCCUGCUGCUUCUCCAGGAUAUCCAGUCAGCCCCACAGACAUCAUUAACCUCAUCUCACUCCUGUGAUACGCUCGAGAGCUGGUUCUUUGAUGAAACUUCACAGAGAUGCUGUUACCAGUGUCCCUCAGGCUAUGUCAAGAAGAAAGCAUGUCCUCAGCACCCAGCUGAAGACUGCAUGACAUGUGGACCUGAGCAGUAUGUGAACAACUACCCAAAGCCACACUGUGACGCCUGCGUGUCCUGCACAAAAGUACCAGACCUGGUGGAGAAGGAGCCCUGCUCCUUCAAUUCCAGACGUGUGUGUGAGUGCCGACCAGGUCUGUUCUGCCAAACUUCUGUCCGGGACAGCUGCACACGCUGCCAGCAGCACACUGCCUGCAAGCCUGGCUUUGGAGUCAAAGUCAGAGGCACCUCAAGAAAUGAUGUCACCUGUGAAGAGUGUCCUUCUGGGACCUUCUCUGACCGAAGCUCCAGCACUGACAGCUGCAAACCCCACACAAACUGUGCCAAGUUGAACAAAGUAGCACUAAGCAAAGGAAAUGCCACACACGAUGAGGUUUGCCUGGACCAGUUGCCCACCUACCUCACCCCAAGCACUUUGUCCAUGAGAUUCAGCAAUGAAACUGAUAACUCUGACCUAAGGAGGUUUGAGGAGAGCCUGGUGACCAUUGCUGGUGGUGAACCUUUAGGUGCCACAACAACUGAAAACCCCAGUUCAACUCCUGAGGACAAAUCUCCACCGGGUGUGGUGCUCUGGGCAAUGGUUCUCUCUGUGGCAGUCCUGCUUGGGGGCAUGCUGUUAUUAUGGAAGUGGAAGGUUUGCAAGAAGCAGAUCCUCGUCCUCAAAGGAAAACCACAUCUGCAUUCGGUCAUGGCACACAAACACGUGCUCGCAUCUCCAGGUUCUGAUAUAGUGACCAAAUGUACAAAGGUCAUACUGACCACUGAGGAGGAGCCAGAAGAGAAGGAGUUAAUUGACAGGACCCUCCCUUUGGAAACCAACAACAACUUGGUCUCCAGCACAGAAAAAGCCUACAGUCCUCAAAGGAGUGUGACUGACCUGGCACAGAGCACUGGGAAUGCCCCAGAUUGUCCUGUUGAUUCUCGAGUCAGAGACCACACAAACAACCGAAUUGAGAAGCUGUACAUCAUGAAGGCUGACACGGUGAUCGUGGGCUCUGUUUCUGAAGUGCCUAGUGGCAAGAACUGCACUGCUAGAGGAUGUGAAAGUAACACUGAAGCCCAGGAAGACACAGAAGAGGAACUGGCAAUGCACUACCCAGAGCAGGAAACGGAGUCUUUUCCAGGAAAUGAUGUCAUGGUUCCUGUGGAAGAAGAGGGAAAGGAGUUUCAUCACCCCACCACUGCCACUGAGAAGUGA
Molecule: messenger RNA, 1416 nt
Organism: Acanthisitta chloris (rifleman)
Lineage: Eukaryota; Metazoa; Chordata; Aves; Passeriformes; Acanthisittidae
Gene: TNFRSF8
Product: tumor necrosis factor receptor superfamily, member 8
Exons: 11
Coding region: 1-1416 (471 amino acids)
Molecular function (GO): protein binding
Source: RefSeq, a predicted model, not a curated record